Molecule: messenger RNA, 1523 nt
Organism: Humulus lupulus (European hop)
Lineage: Eukaryota; Viridiplantae; Streptophyta; Magnoliopsida; Rosales; Cannabaceae
Product: malate dehydrogenase, cytoplasmic-like
Exons: 8
Coding region: 240-1256 (338 amino acids)
Biological process (GO): oxaloacetate metabolic process; tricarboxylic acid cycle; malate metabolic process
Molecular function (GO): L-malate dehydrogenase (NAD+) activity
Source: RefSeq, a predicted model, not a curated record
ACAACCUGAUAUAAAUACCCGACAUCCAUCUUCAGUUGGAUGAAAACGUAAUAAACUUGACAAAACAUUCUUUUCCUUAGUUUUCUUGUCAAGACACCAAGAAAAUAAAGGUUCUUCUCUUGAGACAGAGGAUAUCUUUUGCAUCUCAGCAUUUCCUGUGGACUUUGUUUUGGUAUCUGAAUGCACUGUCGUGAAGGUCUUUGUUUGUUGGGUUCUUCUUUUGGAGACUUACCAAAUACAUGUGGAGCUUCUUGAAGAUGGAGAAGGAACCAGUCAGGGUACUUGUUACGGGUGCUGCAGGACAAAUUGGCUAUGCUAUAGUUCCAAUGAUUUCAAGGGGAGCCAUGCUUGGCCCUGAUCAGCAUGUGAUCCUGCACUUGCUUGAUAUUGAACCUGCUGCUGAAGCUUUGAAAGGGGUCAAGAUGGAGUUGAUUGAUGCUGCUUUCCCCCUUCUUAAAGGUGUUGUUGCCACUACUGAUGUUGUGGAAGCGUGUAAGGAUGUCAAUAUUGCUAUUAUGAUUGGAGGGUUCCCAAGAAAGGAAGGUAUGGAAAGAAAAGAUGUAAUGUCUAAAAACGUAUCCAUUUACAAGGCUCAAGCUUCAGCAUUGGAAGAACAUGCUGCUGAAGAUUGCAAGGUUUUAGUGGUAGCCAAUCCAGCAAACACUAAUGCACUGAUCUUAAAAGAGUUUGCUCCUUCAAUCCCAGAGAAGAACAUCACUUGUCUCACGCGACUAGAUCAUAACAGAGCAUUAGGUCAAAUCUCAGAGAGGCUAAAUGUUCAUGUUGGUGAUGUGAAGAAUGCUAUUAUCUGGGGCAAUCAUUCUUCCACUCAAUAUCCUGAUGCCAAUCAUGCUACAUUCAACACUGGGAGCGGAGAGAAACUUGUCAAAGAACUUGUAGCGGAUGAUCAUUGGUUACAAACUGAUUUCAUCACCACCGUGCAGCAGCGAGGCGCAGCCAUUAUAAAGGCAAGGAAGCAAUCAAGUGCAUUAUCUGCAGCUAGUUCAGCUUGUGAUCAUAUACGUGACUGGGUCCUCGGAACUCCAAAGGGAACAUGGGUUUCAAUGGGAGUGUAUUCUGAUGGUUCUUAUGGAAUCGAACCUGGCCUUAUUUACUCAUUUCCUGUUACAUGCGAGAAAGGAGAAUGGUCUAUUGUUCAGGGGCUGAAGAUUGAUGGGUUUUCUCGAGAAAAGAUGGAUGCUACUGCAAAAGAACUCGUUGAGGAGAAAUCAUUGGCCUAUUCAUGUCUCAACUGAUGUCGUUGAUGUGGUUUUUAUCCAUAGCAAAUAAGAGAAUAGCCAUAAUUUUUUUUCUUGCUGGGUGAGAGAAUAGCCAUAAUUAGUUGGCUGUCACCAUCAUGCUUUCAUUUACUUUAUCAUGCAUGCAAUGCUAUAUUUAUAAUUCUAGAAGAAUGAGCAUUGAUGUGUCAGUGUGAUAUUCGUGGUAGCGACUGCUAGAUCUAACAACUAUAUUAGUGCACGUGUGCUCUUCCCACAAUUAUGAAGGAACUAUAUUUUUCUUCA